Messenger RNA from Hirsutella rhossiliensis, 1761 nucleotides. RefSeq names its product ANTH domain-containing protein. The record is from RefSeq and is a predicted model, not a curated record. Gene Ontology annotation, cellular component: clathrin-coated pit; clathrin-coated vesicle. Gene Ontology annotation, biological process: vesicle budding from membrane; clathrin coat assembly; clathrin-dependent endocytosis. Lineage: Eukaryota; Fungi; Ascomycota; Sordariomycetes; Hypocreales; Ophiocordycipitaceae. The coding region runs from base 1 to 1761 and encodes 586 amino acids. Gene Ontology annotation, molecular function: clathrin heavy chain binding; 1-phosphatidylinositol binding; phosphatidylinositol-4,5-bisphosphate binding. The transcript is spliced from 6 exons.
AUGUCGAGCUCUUUCGAAAAGUCCGUCAAGGGCGCAACCAAGAUCAAGAAUGCGCCCCCAAAGACGAAAUACAUCGAGCACAUCCUCGUCGCCACCCAUUCCGGUGAGGCGGGCAUCGGCGAGGUCUUCCGCGCCCUGCAGCACCGCCUGCGCGACUCGACAUGGACCGUCGCCCUCAAGAGCCUCAUCACCGUCCAUCUCAUGAUCCGAGAGGGCUCUCCGGACGUGACGCUCGUCUUUCUCGCAAAGCAUCGCAACAUGUUGUCUCUGGGUCACAUUUCAGACGCGCAAACUCAGGGCAGAAACAUACGUCACUACGCCAACUACCUCGCCGAGCGCGCGCGCGCCUACCGCGACACGAGAACCGACUGGGUGCGCGCCCCCGAAUCCAGGCUCGAGAGGCUGUCGGUCGACAAGGGCCUGCUGCGCGAGACCGAGACGGUCCAGCACCAGAUCUCGGCCCUCGUCAAGUGCGAUGUUCUCGAGUCAGAGCCCGAAAACGAAAUCACCAUUGCCGUCUUCCGCCUGCUCGUCUUGGACCUCCUUGCCCUGUUCCAAAUGGUGAACCAGGGACUCAUCAAUAUUCUAGGCCACUUCUUCGAAAUGUCCAAGCCCGAUGCGGAAAGAGCUAUGGACAUUUACCGCACGUUUACGAGGCAGACAGACGCAGUCGUGCAGUAUCUCAGCGUUGCACGCCUCCACGAGCACCAUACGCGCGUCGAGGUGCCCAAGCUGAAGCACGCUCCCGUCAACUUGGGCCGCCAGCUGGAAGAAUACCUGAAGGACUCCGACUUCGAGGUCAACCGGAGGCAGUACCUCGCUGAGCAGGAUGCCAAGAAGAAGGGCAUCAGGACCGCUUCGGGCAAGACGGCCAAGGCAACUGGCCUAGCGUUUCCCAAGCCCUCAUCGCCGGCCGCCAACAACGCCUUUGUCGUCUCCGGUGACUCGAAGCCUCAGGCUAACAAGGGGCCAGACCCGGACCUCAUCGACUUCUUCGACUCCAUAGAAGAGAAUCAGACCACGAUGCAGCAGCCCGCCAUGUCCUUUCCGCCAAACGGAUUCGCCCCGCAACCCACCGGCUUCGUGUCCAACGAUCCCUUCCAGCAACAGAACAUGACGUCGCAGCCGCAGCAGCUUCAGCCCAACUUCACGGGGGCCGGCUUCGGCGGCUUCACGCCCAUGCCCCAGCAAGGCUUCCAGCCGGGCGCGCUGGGACCCAUCCCGCAGAACUCGACGGCCAGCUUCCAAAACCAGGGGCUUCCCGGCCAGCAGCAGGUUGGACUGCAGCCGAUGCAGACUGGCCAGACGACGAAUCCCUUCCGGCAGUCGAUGCUGAUGGCGCAGCAGACGGGCAUGCAGAGCAGCACGCCUCGCUUUUCGGCGGCGAGCGGCACACCGGCCUUGAACCGCCAGUCCACGAACCCCUUUGCCCGCUCCCCUCCCCCGGGUUCCUCUCCCUUCCAGUCGCAGCCCCCGGCCGCCGUGGCGCCGCUCCAGCCCAUGGCCACGGGCACCAAUCCCUUUGCCCGGAGCAGCCCGCAAUCCCUGGAGCAGCAGCAGCAGCAGCAGGGCCAGAUGCAGGCGGGGCUUUUGCCGCAGCCGACAGGGACGACGAACCCCUUCCGCCACGGUGCCUUUGUCAACCACGCCACCGGCAUGGGUUGGCAGCACAACCAGGCCCCCAUCGGCGGCGGCAUCGACCAGCUGUCGACGGUGCCCGUUUUCCCGCGGCCGGCGCAGCAAACACCCUGGCAGCAGUGA